AUGGGUGACAACGCUGAGGACAAAGAACUGAAGCAGAAAUUGAACUUUUCCUCUUGUGAGGAAGAGCACGAGAAUGAAGAGCAGAAGGAAGCACCAGAGAGCGAGGAGGCCCAGAGCCGAACCCCAGAGAAGUCUGCAGUUCAGGAGUCAGGACUUGCUCAGGAGGCACAGCUUACGCCUCUCAGAACUCCCCUUAGUAACGUACGUGACCUCAACACAUUUCAGGAAAAAGACCAAACGAGUCCAGGUCAGGGUCUGAGAACGCCAGUGUCACACUCUCUCACACGUCCUGAAACCCCAGCCCCGCCAGACAAGGGCAAGCCGCCACGCUGCGAGGGCCCCUGCACUCCCAAAGGCCAGGUGAGCCAGCCGGGGAUCUCUUCAACAGGGAAGCUCCCCUCCCGAAGCUCUAAGCAUCUGAAGCUCACACCUGGUCCCUUCACCGAUGCGAUGACCUCACUGGCUCUGAUCAAUAUUAAUCCCUUCACUCCGGAGUCCUAUAGGAAACAAUUCCUUAAAUCCAACGGCAAGCGGAAAACCCGAGGCGACCUUGAGGAAGCUGGUCCAGGAGAAGGCAAGGUGGAACAAGGGCUGCCUGCCAAGAGAUGUGUUCUACGAGAAACCAACAUGGCUUCCCGCUAUGAAAAAGAAUUCUUGGAGGUGGAAAAAAUCGGGGUUGGGGAAUUUGGUACGGUCUACAAGUGCAUUAAGAGGCUGGAUGGAUGUGUUUAUGCAAUAAAACGCUCCACGAAACCUUUGGUAGGAUCAUCAGAUGAGAAUUUGGCUAUGCAUGAAGUUUAUGCUCAUGCGGUGCUUGGGCACCACCCCCAUGUGGUACGUUACUACUCUGCUUGGGCAGAAGAUGACCACAUGAUCAUCCAGAAUGAAUAUUGCAAUGGUGGGAGCUUGCAAGCUGCUAUAUCUGAAAAUGCAAAGUCUGGCAAUCAUUUCCAAGAGUGCAAACUCAAAGACAUCCUUCUACAGAUUUCCCUUGGGCUUAAGUACAUCCACAACUCUGGCAUGGCACACCUGGACAUCAAACCUAGUAACAUCUUCAUAUGUCAUAAGAUGCAAAGUGACUCUCCAGUAGUCCCAGAAGAGAUUGAAAAUGAAGCUGAUUGGUUUCUCUCUGCCAAUGUGAUGUAUAAAAUUGGUGACUUGGGUCAUGUGACAUCAAUAAGCAAGCCCAAAGUGGAAGAGGGAGAUAGUCGCUUCCUGGCUAAUGAGAUUUUGCAAGAGAAUUAUCAGCACCUUCCUAAAGCAGACAUAUUUGCCUUGGGAUUGACCAUUGCAGUGGCCGCGGGAGCAGAGUCAUUACCUACCAAUGGUGCGGCGUGGCAUCACAUCCGUGAGGGGAACCUUCCAGACGUUCCUCAGGAGCUCUCCAAAGGAUUUCACCAACUACUCAAGAACAUGAUCCACCCCGAUCCAGCAGAGAGACCUUCUGCAGCAGCUCUGGCCAAAAGUCGAGUUCUCUGUCCCUCUCUGGGGAAAACAGAAGAGCUUCAGCAGCAGUUGAACUUGGAAAAGUUCAAGACAGCCACACUGGAAAGAGAACUGAAAGAAGCCCAGCAGGCCCAGUCCCCCAAGGAAUGCCACAGUGUCCCUGGGGUCUCUGGGACCCCCACGGGAUCAAGAAGCACCAAACGCCUGGUGGGAGGAAAGAGUGCCAAGUCUUCAAGCUUCACCUGGGGACAGUCUUCCCCGUAA
Messenger RNA from Mesoplodon densirostris (Blainville's beaked whale), 1710 nucleotides. RefSeq names its product WEE2 oocyte meiosis inhibiting kinase (gene WEE2). Gene Ontology annotation, biological process: regulation of meiosis I; protein phosphorylation; mitotic cell cycle. Gene Ontology annotation, cellular component: nucleus. Gene Ontology annotation, molecular function: magnesium ion binding; non-membrane spanning protein tyrosine kinase activity; ATP binding. NCBI's taxonomy places the organism in Eukaryota, Metazoa, Chordata, Mammalia, Artiodactyla, Ziphiidae. The coding region runs from base 1 to 1710 and encodes 569 amino acids. The record is from RefSeq and is a predicted model, not a curated record. The transcript has 11 exons.